AGUCGGCUGCCAAGCGUGGCGAGGGGAAGAUGUACUUUGUUGCAAAGUAUCAAGAAUUCAGAAGACAACAAACAGAAAAAGAUCAAAAGAAAAAGGCCGAAAAGGAAUUGCAGAGCUUGAAUGUGAAAAUCGUAAGUCUUUCUAGUUUCUUUAUCUUUUUCCUAAAUCCCAUAAAAAUAUAUUUCCUUAUGCAAAUAAAUUGAAAAAAACGUUUUAUUAAAUACAAUUAUCCUUAAGGAUAAUUUAAAGUGAAAAUGUCGUUUCGUAAUCUUUGAGCAAUAAUUUUGCAUUCCCUGGAUACCCGAAAAAAAAAUUUUGGCCUACGAAAUAGAUAAAUUCUUUACCAAAGGAAACAAUCCCUUUUGCGUAAAUUCCGUAAAUACCGAUACAAAUAUAUCACUUUGAGGUAUAAAUCAAUUCAUAAGAAUUUUUCGAGAGAAAAAAUUCAUUACAAGAGAUAUCAAUGACCUUUGAGGACAAAUAGUCCCGUGCGACGUCUGGUACUAUGCUGGAAUACAAAUUUCUCUUUUCAGUCUUGGUUAAACGACGGAAAAAAGUAUUAAUGAUCUUAAUUAAUAGAAAUACUUUAAUUCUAAAAAUGUUUCUAAAGCAAAUCAUGACUAGGAAUUAUAUUUUUGUCAAGUGCUGUUUCUUUAUUACUCUUUCUCUUGUUAUCAAUUCGGAACACGAAAGUGUCAACUAAGAAAUUUUGGCAGUCGAUUUAGGAAACGUCAAAAGUGUCGAUAGUUUUUCUUUAUUUAUUUCUUUGUUUCUCUUCUUUGUAUUUUUUUGAUAUGUGAAAAGUGGCUUGUUUCCUUGUUAAGUUUUAAUUAAGCAAAGGGAAAAAUACUGAACCUUGACGACCUAAAUAUAUUCCGAGAUUAAUAAAUAGUCAAGUAGCCUUUCCAACGAAUGUCAAGUAAAUGAGACCGAGAAAUUGGUAUAGCCUCUAACGAAUUCUACACUCAAACCUAAUCGAAAAUUCGGACCAUGAAAAAUUCAUUUGAAACUCCUGACACCUAAUUAGCAGUAAAAAAAACAAGCAAGUCAGGACAAGUGAAAAAGGAACGCCACUUUCCGUGACUGAAAAGCCGGGCUCGUCCCAAUCAACCAGGCAAAAUCGGCCCCUCUUUAAUCAAUGUCACGUGAUUAUAAAAUUCGAUCCAAUCGAGUUGGCAUGGCAACGACUGAAAAAAAGGCUGUCUGGGGCGCUAAUUGACUUUAAACUGCCGAAAGCGGCGCUCUUCAGAGACAUCGGCGUCACCUAAUUUGAAAUCUGUCGCUGAGAUCACAUCGGUGACGGACCGAGUGACGGCUCGAGUAAACUGUUUGAUUGAAUUCCUUUCCACAGCUUUUUUUCACGCUUCAAAGUAAAUUGGAUGAAGGGGAACAUAUUAUGGGUUUAGAUAAUCCUCUAUCAAUUCAGGAACCAUUAAAGACACAACUUUUAAUUAUGUUUCAUUUUUCAUUUUUGUUAUACAUAUAAAGAUUUGAAGAAGAAAUGGGAUCAGAGGGAGAUUCAUAGCACUUUUUUGUUUUGUUUGACCGGUCAAAUCAAUUUCCCCUCGAAAUCCAAUAUAUAGUGACCAGUGAAAUCAAUAUAGCCUCAAGGAAAUCUAGAGGAAACGUCGGUACUGCAAACAUGUAAUGAAAUAAAAGUGAUUUGGUUACGAUUUUCACCAAUGAUUGAGUAGUCGGUUGUUCGCUCAGUUGAAAUACGAAAAAGAAUGGUGGAAAACGCUGUAAUAUCUGUUAUGCUAUUUGGAAAGAAAUAAAAAACAAAUAACGAUCCUAAUGAUAGCGAAAUUAUUCUAGCGACAAAGCCCGACACUCUUCUAUAAACCUUAUAUAUGAGUUUUAAAAGCCUGCUUGGUACUGACGUAUUCCCUUCGCAAAUAGAAAAAAAUUGAGAGUAAAUCGAAACUGUUACACGGAUUCCUUUGAAGUUGGAUGCCGCACCGAUAAUGAUGCCCACUGAGCUCCAUCGGCGUCUACUUUUGAUGUAUUAUUGACAGACAAGGUGGAAAAAAUAUGCGUGUGGUUUUACCUGGACUUCUGACUAUCAACUUAAAUAGCUGACAAACUACUAGCCAAACUCGAUGGUAAACAAGUAGAACGUGAAGACUUACCCCACUACGAGGGAGAAGAGGUAGGCUAAAGGUGUCCCUUGUCCUCUAAUAUGUUGUAUACCGUAUAACCUCUCUUCUAUACUACAAAAAUUGCAGACUUCCUCCCAACUACCAGCAGUUAGGGCUAUCAUCAGAGAAAAGCUAUAUAUAGUCACUAAUUCAUGUUGUAUAAAUUUCAUGAUGGAUUAUUUUAUCGACUUGAUUAUUAUUAUAGCGAUUAUGCACUUGGGCUAAUUAGAAUUCUCCAAAGUCUACGCAACCGAAGCGAAACGAGGUUGUAAUAAUAAAAUGCUACCUCUUUAAAUUAAUUAUUUUCGGUAGCUUAAUUCGAUAUUUUGCCUAUUCCACUAAAUAUAAUCAAUAACUUUAUACCUAGCUAGCUAGCUAGAUAGAUAGAGAAAUCGUCUAAUAAUCAAAAGAAUUUAUCUACCUAAAGGUUUUGAAGAUCUAAGACAUGAAGUAGCUUCCGAUUAAAAAGUUAUUAAUUAAAUCUCUAUAAUUAAUAUUAUUAAACAGUAACUGAUAGCAUGCAACAUGUGUACUUUAUAUAAAAGGAAGACGAUUCUACUGGUAUUUUGGUUUAUAAAAAUGAGAUCGAAAGUAGCAGCCAAAGUCUAUAACACCUCCAUGCAUAAUUCAAGUGCAAGGAUUAGGUGGAUUAAACGGCCGUUUGUAGGAAUGUUUUAAUCGAGUAUUUUUUUUUAUAGAACAAAAUUAACCGAACCGUAUCUAUCUUUGGACGCCAGUUGGCGUCUAGACGCCUGAUUGGAAGCCCCGAAUUCUUAUGAAUAGACGCGAUUGCCAAUAGCUUCUUGACUUUUUUCCUGAAAUUGAGCGCAAUUGUCCGCGCCGCAAAUAUAUAAGCCAGUAGUUUGCACAAGGGUUUCUGACGUCACACGACGCUUCUUUAUCAUUAAGAAGAUUAAUUAUGCAUUGUACGGUUAAUCCUUUUAAUCUUUAGACAGCAGAACGUUAUUUGUUCGAUAAAGGUUAAGAAAAUCAGUAAAUACAGUUAAAUCAGUCAGCUACAAGACAAUAAAUGCUAUAAAUAGCAUACUAUAUGUAUAGGUAUGUCAAAAUCUUGAUCUCAUCAUAAGCAAUCGUCUUCUCUUCAGUCGUGUCGACAUUGAAAAGAGCCGAACUCACGCCGAAAUAACCGCAUAAACAGUGAUUGUUCGCGGUACGUUCUCCGAGAAAUCCUCUGAGACUAGUAUCAAUAAUCCCCUAAAACGUCUCAUACAUUCUCUCAGUUCGCCACUAAUAUUUACGCCAUGUACGGCAUAUUGACUUCAAUAGGACUAGAAGGAUAUAAAGUAUUCUAUUAAUAUUGGCGAGUACGGAGUACGUAGUGAAUACACGCAAAACUUGGAAAAUUGCUUGCGACAGCAUGGGACUUUUUAUAAUGAACAAAAUCCAUUAGGGCUCGAAAGCAUUAAUUCCUACAAUUUUUUGUGCAGCGUGUCAUCUGCCUGGUAAUUGGCAAUUUGCAGUGAUGCACAAACAUUCGUAGAGUAGAACGUAACAAUUUUCACGCAAUUAUCCUUUUUCUAUAUCUUUAACUUUUUUUUUCUAACUUUCGAUUUCAGUGUGUAAUAUGCCUAGUCGCCCGAGCUAACAUGCAAACUCUGCCGUGUCAGCAUAAAGUAGUUUGUCGAAAAUGUUUUAUCAAGACCAUCCAGUCGGCCGUCACUCAGCGUUGUUUGCCGCUUCGUUGCGUUGUUUGUCGGACGCGCGUGCUCAAGUUGAGGCAGGACGAACCACCCUUAAGCCCUCAGCCGCCUCCUCGAGUUUGUACAACGAGUGGCCCACAUCAGCAUUCUCCAAGGCACGGCACGAAAGCCAGAAAGGUCCAUUCGGCUUGCAAAACACCACCCAUCGAAAAAACCGAAGAGUUUAAAAUAACAGUCGAUGUUGGACAGUGCCCCAAACAUUUGAAACCGAUUAUCCGACGUCCAAAGCAUAAACAGAGGAGUCAGAGUGCCACUAGGGAAGCUCGACGAGUCACAUUUCAAGAUGGAGACCGCAGAAAUAGUACAGUCGAUAGUUAAUAAAGAUAUGUAAUGGAAUUUUCUAAUGUUUUCCAUUGUAGUUAUUUUUAGAACAUUUGAGCUUUAAAAAGUUCAAAGGAAACAGACGAAGAAUUGGAGAUUAUGCAUUUUUUCCUUUUGUUUCUCGUUUCUUUCAUAAUUUUUUUGUAAAUGGGACCACUUAGAAGCUUUUGUAACAUUAUUGGCAAAAGAAAUGACAGCGAGGUGAGAUACCUCUAUACUGGGCGCAAUAAAAAGGUGGGCACGCAGUAAUUGUUUCCAUAUCAGACUGUAAAGGAGUUGUGAUGGAUGAUUUUAUUAUAUAAAAGCUGUCUUACCCGACCCAGAAUAGUUUUCUGUCCUUGUAUAUCUACUGCAUUUAGUGAGCCUGUUGAUACGGAUUAUAUACAAUAUGGGUGUAAAAAGGAAUUUUCCCAUGUCGAAAACAUCUGCAGAGUUCUUCUAGGGAUCUUACUGUAUGAAAAUGGGAUUUUGCUUUUUCUCAAUAGUUUCUAUGACGUCAUAUUGGUUUUUAUUUCAUAAGAGGAGACAAAUCGAAAAUCAACUGACUGUAUUUACUUAAAACUGAAAUUCUCACGUCUUAGGUUCUAGAGGACUACGAUAUCCUGAGAAAAGGAAAAUAACUGGAAGGCAGGUGUGUGUGCCGCUAUUGUGCCAAUUACACCAGCCAGUUCUUUGUUAUUUUUUUUAUGAGAAGAGAGACGAGACUAUCAGAGUGGUUAUGUAGUUUACAGUAUAUUGGGAGGGAAAGGAGGGUAUGGGAAAUGGGGUUCACAGGGCCCAAAGCCUUAAAGGUCAAAGGGGGCGAGCUAGCUGACGAGAGAAGGCAAAACUGAAAAAGACAAGGCUUCUGCAACGGCCCGCUGCAAUAGCUUUAAAAUUAACAAUUUGCACUUUGAACGGAAGAGUAACGGCAAGCAACUAAAAAAGUGAUCUUACACAUUUUGAGAUGGCGAGUGAUUGAAUAUUAAUAUCACAAACUAUUAGGCAAGACAGUCUUCCUAGGGCACUAUAUACUUACAUUUUAAUGUAUAGUAUUACAUGUAUACACUAUGCAUUCACAUUCUUAGCAUGUUUUUAUAGUUGUAUUUAUGUAAAUGGUCGAAGAAGAGAAGAAUAAGGAGUUAUAUCCAUACUCCUCCAUCAAUCCCUGCAUAUCAAAAUGCAAAUGUGAAGGCAUGAUUGUUAUCGUUCUUUGAUUGACUUGUGCGAUUUUUUUAGCAAGAGAUAAAAACUUACGAUAUAUUUGUUAU
This is a messenger RNA of Dimorphilus gyrociliatus, 5430 nucleotides long. NCBI's taxonomy places the organism in Eukaryota, Metazoa, Annelida, Polychaeta, Dinophilidae. The record is from the annotation of a GenBank genome assembly.